AUGAAGUGUGGCACAGAAAAGGAUCAUUUGACCUUGUUCUGUGGUCUGCUGCUGUGUGUCUCCGCGAUCUGCCUUCGGCCCGCAAAUGGAGAAAUUUGCGGUCCCGGCAUCGACAUUGGUAAUGACAUCAGUGAGUUCCGUCGCCUGGAGAACUGUACGAUCGUCGAGGGUUACCUCCAGAUCCUCCUCAUAGGAGACAAGAACUACAACCUCAACCAGGAAGUGUUCCGAUCGCUCUCCUUCCCCAAACUCACCAUGAUCACUGACUACCUGCUGCUGUUCAGAGUCUCCGGCCUGGACUCCCUGUCCACCCUGUUCCCUAACCUCACGGUGAUCCGAGGACGAAAUCUCUUUUAUAAUUACGCCCUGGUGAUCUUUGAGAUGACUUCUCUGAAGGACAUCGGCCUCUACAGCCUCCAGAACAUCACUAGAGGAGCCAUCCGGAUCGAGAAGAACCCCGAGCUCUGUUAUCUGGACUCUAUUGACUGGUCUGUGAUCAUGGAUGCUGAGUUGAAUAACUUCAUAGCGGGGAAUAAACAGAGUAAGGAGUGUGGGGACGUGUGUCCAGGCAUCAUGGAGGAAAGCCGUCAAUGCAUCAGGACCAACUUCAACAACAACUUUAACUGUCGCUGCUGGACCUCCAACCACUGUCAGAAAGGUAGGAACCGUCUCAGGGUUUCUAUCUGUCCUCUGCUGUUUGAAUGAGUGUGGCUAGCUGCUGGACCUCCAACCACUGUCAGAAAGGUAGGAACCGUCUCAGGGUUUCUAUCUGUCCUCUGCUGUUUGAAUGAGUGUGGCUAGCUGCUGGACCUCCAACCACUGUCAGAAAGGUAGGAACAGUCUCAGUGUUUCUAUCCAUCCUCUGCUGUUUGAAUGAGUCUGGCUAGCUGCUGGACCUCCAACCACUGUCAGAAAGGUAGGAACAGUCUCAGGGUUUCUAUCCAUCCUCUGCUGUUUGAAUGAGUGUGGCUAGCUGCUGGACCUCCAACCACUGUCAGAAAGGUAGGAUCAGUCUCAGGGUUUCUAUCCAUCCUCUGCUGUUUGAAUGAGUGUGGCUAGCUGCUGGACCUCCAACCACUGUCAGAAAGGUAGGAUCAGUCUCAGGGUUUCUAUCCAUCCUCUGCUGUUUGAAUGAGUGUGGCUAGCUGCUGGACCUCCAACCACUGUCAGAAAGGUAGGAACAGUCUCAGGGUUUCUAUCUGUCCUCUGCUGUUUGAAUGAGUGUGGCUAGCUGCUGGACCUCCAACCACUGUCAGAAAGGUAGGAACAGUCUCAGGGUUUCUAUCCAUCCUCUGCUGUUUGAAUGAGUGUGGCUAGCUGCUGGACCUCCAACCACUGUCAGAAAGGUAGGAUCAGUCUCAGGGUUUCUAUCCGUCCUCUGCUGUUUGAAUGAGUGUGGCUAGCUGCUGGACCUCCAACCACUGUCAGAAAGGUAGGAACAGUCUCAGGGUUUCUAUCCGUCCUCUGCUGUUUGAAUGAGUGUGGCUAGCUGCUGGACCUCCAACCACUGUCAGAAAGGUAGGAACCGUCUCAGGGUUUCUCUCCGUCCUCUGCUGUUUGAAUGAGUGUGGCUAGCUGCUGGACCUCCAACCACUGUCAGAAAGGUAGGAACAGUCUCAGGGUUUCUAUCCAUCCUCUGCUGUUUGAAUGAGUGUGGCUAGCUGCUGGACCUCCAACCACUGUCAGAAAGGUAGGAUCAGUCUCAGGGUUUCUAUCCAUCCUCUGCUGUUUGAAUGAGUGUGGCUAGCUGCUGGACCUCCAACCACUGUCAGAAAGGUAGGAACCGUCUCAGGGUUUCUGUCCGUCCUCUGCUGUUUGAAUGAGUGUGGCUAGCUGCUGGACCUCCAACCACUGUCAGAAAGGUAGGAACCGUCUCAGGGUUUCUGUCCGUCCUCUGCUGUUUGAAUGAGUGUGGCUAGCUGCUGGACCUCCAACCACUGUCAGAAAGGUAGGAACAGUCUCAGGGUUUCUAUCUGUCCUCUGCUGUUUGAAUGAGUGUGGCUAGCUGCUGGACCUCCAACCACUGUCAGAAAGGUAGGAACAGUCUCAGUGUUUCUAUCCAUCCUCUGCUGUUUGAAUGAGUGUGGCUAGCUGCUGGACCUCCAACCACUGUCAGAAAGGUAGGAUCAGUCUCAGGGUUUCUAUCCGUCCUCUGCUGUUUGAAUGAGUGUGGCUAGCUGCUGGACCUCCAACCACUGUCAGAAAGGUAGGAACAGUCUCAGGGUUUCUCUCCGUCCUCUGCUGUUUGAAUGAGUGUGGCUAGCUGCUGGACCUCCAACCACUGUCAGAAAGGUAGGAACAGUCUCAGGGUUUCUAUCUGUCCUCUGCUGUUUGAAUGAGUGUGGCUAGCUGCUGGACCUCCAACCACUGUCAGAAAGGUAGGAACAGUCUCAGUGUUUCUAUCCAUCCUCUGCUGUUUGAAUGAGUGUGGCUAGCUGCUGGACCUCCAACCACUGUCAGAAAGGUAGGAACCGUCUCAGGGUUUCUAUCUGUCCUCUGCUGUUUGAAUGAGUGUGGCUAGCUGCUGGACCUCCAACCACUGUCAGAAAGGUAGGAACAGUCUCAGGGUUUCUAUCCGUCCUCUGCUGUUUGAAUGAGUGUGGCUAGCUGCUGGACCUCCAACCACUGUCAGAAAGGUAGGAACAGUCUCAGGGUUUCUCUCCGUCCUCUGCUGUUUGAAUGAGUGUGGCUAGCUGCUGGACCUCCAACCACUGUCAGAAAGGUAGGAACAGUCUCAGGGUUUCUAUCUGUCCUCUGCUGUUUGAAUGAGUGUGGCUAGCUGCUGGACCUCCAACCACUGUCAGAAAGGUAGGAACAGUCUCAGGGUUUCUAUCCAUCCUCUGCUGUUUGAAUGAGUGUGGCUAGCUGCUGGACCUCCAACCACUGUCAGAAAGGUAGGAUCAGUCUCAGGGUUUCUAUCCGUCCUCUGCUGUUUGAAUGAGUGUGGCUAGCUGCUGGACCUCCAACCACUGUCAGAAAGGUAGGAACAGUCUCAGGGUUUCUAUCCAUCCUCUGCUGUUUGAAUGAGUGUGGCUAGCUGCUGGACCUCCAACCACUGUCAGAAAGGUAGGAUCAGUCUCAGGGUUUCUAUCCAUCCUCUGCUGUUUGAAUGAGUGUGGCUAGCUGCUGGACCUCCAACCACUGUCAGAAAGGUAGGAACAGUCUCAGGGUUUCUAUCUGUCCUCUGCUGUUUGAAUGAGUGUGGCUAGCUGCUGGUUUGGUUCACGAUGCGCUCCAUAUUUUCUCAAUCGAAAAGUCUUGUUGCUUGUUUAUUUCAACGUACUAAGUGGGACGUUUUUGAGAGGAACUUGCCAUGUGUAUGUUUAUAAAGCUGAUUUUUAUCGGCCGACUAUAAGAAACGAUUUAAUAAGAUUUCUGCGAAAAUGCUCAAUAAUUUAUAUUUGUCCUGAAGAGGGCGCUCUUUACAUGGCUGUAAAGCUAUCUUGCCUCGGCGUGGUAGAGCAAUACUGAACACUAUCGCCCAAUGAAACUACACCAGUCAGAGAGGAGAGUGAACUACUGUUACUGCGUCUAUGGUGAGUGCAGAGUAGACUGAAGCUUGCCAGCUCAAUAAAGUGGCAGAAAUGGGAACUGGCCAUUACGGGUGUCAACGUUAAUAAGACAUUGGGAUCUUUAAAAUUACGGGAAAAAAUCCAUAAAUGAAAAUCGAGAUGUGUGUGUGUAUAUAUACAAAAUGUAAUUCACAGUGCAGUUAUCACAAAACUAACAAGCCCCGAUCGUCAUAAAGGAGAAAAUAAAAAUCCUAAUGCGGGGUCGUAGGUCGUCAUUUUAAAUGACAAUUUGUUCUUAAAUGACUUGCCUGGUUAAAUAAAGGUUACAUUUAACAAAUAAAAUGCAA
Molecule: messenger RNA, 3859 nt
Organism: Salvelinus namaycush (lake trout)
Lineage: Eukaryota; Metazoa; Chordata; Actinopteri; Salmoniformes; Salmonidae
Product: insulin-like growth factor 1 receptor
Exons: 3
Coding region: 1-705 (234 amino acids)
Source: RefSeq, a predicted model, not a curated record